CAAAAUCAACUGCCACUUUCAUUUUCAUUUUUAUUUUCAUUUUCAUUUUUAUUUUCAUUUUCUUCCCUUUUUCUCUUUCUUUCCCAUAAAGUUACGCUCAAUUUUGGUCCUUUGCAAUCAAUGUGUCUCUCUUUUAAUUGCAUUAACAAUGCCCAUUUCUUAACUAAAAAAGAGAAUAACAAGAGAAAAAAAACCCACCUUUAUUGCUCCUUUGAUAUUGCUCUCAUGAAAAGUUCCUCUCCAAGCUUUCCUUUUUCUCUUUAAUUAUGGUUUGAUAUUGCAUUAACACUUUUGAAUUUCAUACUAUUUGCUAUAAUGUUGUUCAUACUGUAAUGGAUUACCUUAAAAACUAAAAAAUUCAUCUGGGAUUUUAGAAAUUUCAACUUUUUCUUAUUAAUUCGAAUUUUCUUUCAUGGGUUUUGCCUAAAUUUGACAACUUUUUUCAUGGGUUUUUCCAAAAUUGUGUUUUCAUUUCUGGGUGUUUGUUUCCAUAUUCACAUUUUUCUGUCUAAUUCAGUUUUUCUGUAAUGGGUUUCUCUAGAUGUCAAAACUUUCUUCUGGGUUUAUGGAAUUUUCAACUUUCCCUUCAUGAAUUUCAAUUUCCUUUCAUGGGUUUUACCAAAAAAUGAACACUUUUUUCUGGGUCUUUUUUUUUUUUUUUUUUUUUGAUAUUGAUGUUUUUCCUUGAUGAAAAUUCCCACUUUAAAUUUUAAUGCCCACAUUGUUAAUUCCAAAUUUGGAAAGGUACCUAUAAAAAGCGGAAGAACAAUGUACUCAAUUCAAAGAAACAAUUUAGUUAGUAAAUAUUCAAAAAUUUGUUUAUUUCUCUUAAUAGUUGAGUUUAUUAUGAGUGUUCAACUAGUAAUCUCUGAAUUACCUGAUCAAACCAUAAUGUUUGCCAUAAAUGAAGAAAUUGGUGUUCCUGGAUGGGGUAUAAACAACUCAGAUUAUUGUUACUGGAAAGGUAUACACUGUAGUACAAACCAAACUGUUGAAGUUCUAGAUCUUUCUAGCAGAUGGCUUAGAGGUAAUAUCACUCUAAUUUCUGAGCUUAAAGCAUUAAAAUGGUUAGACCUUUCUAGUAACUAUUUUUCUGGGCCAAUUCCUACUAUUUUUAGUAAUUUAUCUGAGCUAGAAUUUCUUGAUUUAUCAUCAAACAAGUUUGUGGGUUCAAUUCCUAUGGAAUUUGGUAAAUUAAAAAACCUUAGAGCAUUAAAUCUUUCUUACAAUUUUUUAGUUGGUGGGAUUCCGGAAGAACUUUCAGGAUUAGCCAAAUUACAAGAUUUUCAGCUAUCUGGGAACAAAUUGAAUGGUUCAAUACCCAAAUGGGUUGGGAACUUAACCAAUUUAAGAGUAUUUUCAGCUUAUGAGAAUAAUUUAGGUGGAGAAAUUCCUGACAAUUUGGGUUCUGUUUCUGAACUUGAAUUGUUGAACCUUCAUUCCAAUUUACUAGAUGGUUCUAUACCUGAAAGCCUUUUUGCUAAUAGGAAAUUGGAGUUUUUAGUGCUGACCCAAAAUGGAUUGACAGGAAUUAUUCCCGAGUCAAUUGGAAAUUGUGAUAAUCUUUCGAGUAUUCGAGUUGGGUAUAAUAAUCUUAUAGGUAGUAUCCCGAAAACUGUUGGAAAUAUUACUAGCCUUACUUAUUUUGAGGCCAACAAUAACAAUCUUUCGGGGGAGAUUGUUGUCGAGUUUUCUCAAUGCUCGAAUCUUACCCUUUUGAAUUUGGCCUCAAAUGGGUUUACCGGAACCAUUCCUAAUGAACUAGGGCUGCUUACUAAUCUGCAAGAAUUGAUUGUUUCGGAUAAUCGCUUGUUUGGGGAUAUACCGGAGUCUAUUCUUCGUAAUAGGAAUCUUAACAAGCUUGAUCUUGGGAACAACCGAUUCAAUGGCACCAUUCCUAUAAAUGUGUGCAACACCUCUAGAUUACAGUUCUUGUUGUUGAGUGAAAACUCGUUGAGAGGAGAAAUUCCCCAUGAAAUCGGGAAUUGUGUGAAGUUGCUCGAUUUGCAGCUCGCUAGUAAUUAUCUUACCGGCAUGAUUCCUGCUGAAAUUGGGCGGUUGAGGAAUUUGCAGAUAUCGUUGAACUUAAGCUUCAAUCAUCUACAUGGGUCGCUACCACCCGAUUUAGGGAAGCUUGACAAGUUGGUUUCAUUGGAUGUUUCUAACAACCGACUUUCUGGUUCAAUACCGGCAGCUCUCAAAGGCAUGCUGAGUUUGAUCGAAGUAAAUUUCUCGAACAAUCUGUUUAUUGGCGCUAUACCUGCAUUCGGACCAUUUCAGAAAAGCCAAAAUUCAAGCUUUUCAGGAAAUAAGGAUCUAUGUGGUCAGCCAUUGAGUUCAUCUUGUGGGACCGAUGGCGAUGAUCAGGAAAAUUACCCUCGUAAGAUUUCUUACAGGAUUAUAUUAGCUGUUAUCGGUUCUGGAUUAGCCGUCUUUAUUUCUGUCGCUGUGGUUGUUCUUCUGUUUAUGAUGAGGGAAAAACAAGAAAACUCGUCCAAAGACAUACACAUUGUCGAGGAUAUUGCUACUAGCAAACCUCUUAUAACCGCUGGCAAUGUCUUUGUCGAAAAUUUUAGGCAAGCAAUAGAUUUCGAUGCUGUCGUUAAGGCGACAUUUAAGGACACAAACAAGCUUAGCAGUGGAACUUUCAGUGUAGUUUACAAGGCUACCAUGCCCUCCGGUCUCAUUCUCUUGGUUAGAAGUCUUAAAUCGGUGGAUAAGACGAUACUUAACCAUCAGAACAAGAUGAUAAGGGAGCUCGAAAGAUUGGGCAGGAUACGCCACAAUCAUCUAAUGAGACCCCUGGGGUUUGUCAUCUACGAGGACGUUGCCCUUUUGCUCCAUGAAUAUAUGUGCAAUGGUACUUUGUUUCAACUUCUUCACGAGAAUAGCAAGAAACCCGAGUAUGAGCCUGACUGGCUGACUAGACUCUCCAUUGCGAUUGGAGUAGCCGAAGGCUUGGCGUUUCUUCACAGUGUGGCCGUUAUCCACCUUGAUAUAUCCUCCGGCAAUAUGCUUUUAGACGCAAACAUGAGUCCUCGUAUUGCUGAAAUCGAGAUUUCCAAGCUUCUAGACCCUUCUAGAGGAACUGCUAGUAUUAGUGCAGUUGCUGGCUCAUUUGGUUAUAUUCCGCCAGAAUAUGCAUACACAAUGCAAGUUACUGCACCCGGAAACGUGUACAGCUAUGGAGUGAUCUUGCUCGAGAUUCUGACAACGCGUUUACCAGUAGAAGAAGCGUUUGGUGAGGGAACAGAUUUGGUGAAGUGGGUUCAAACCGCUCCUUCGAGAGGAGAAACGCCCGAGCAGAUACUCGAUGCGAGGCUUAGCACAGUUUCGUUCGCUUGGAGAAAAGAAAUGCUUGGAGCUUUAAAGGUUGCAUUACAAUGCACAGAUAGUACACCUGCUAAAAGACCUAAGAUGAAAAAAGUCAUUGAAAUGCUUCAAGAAAUUAAGGAGAACUCGUAAAGAUUAGUCGAUUAUAUGUAUGAACAAAACUUUCAUUUCGAAGGAAAAAAAAUGUUUGGAUCAUGAGCUUAUUUCGUCUCAUGAUCUGCUAGUUUUCGGAGAGAAUUAGUCCUGUAGGCUUAUAUUGAUGGUAUGUAUUGUAUUGUGCUUCUGUAUAAGUUGGUUUACAAUUGUAUUAUUCAGAUCUCACAGUAUUUGGUACAGAUUUCCAUGGAAAGGUAUCAGGUCA
Messenger RNA from Amaranthus tricolor (Joseph's coat), 3694 nucleotides. Its product is annotated as leucine-rich repeat receptor-like tyrosine-protein kinase PXC3. Gene Ontology annotation, molecular function: ATP binding; protein kinase activity; receptor serine/threonine kinase binding. Lineage: Eukaryota; Viridiplantae; Streptophyta; Magnoliopsida; Caryophyllales; Amaranthaceae. The coding region runs from base 688 to 3465 and encodes 925 amino acids. The transcript is spliced from 2 exons. Gene Ontology annotation, biological process: protein phosphorylation. The record is from RefSeq and is a predicted model, not a curated record.